AAAACCCCUUAUCGAUACACAUCUUUCAAACCCUCGCAUAUGUAUGACCUCGGCGGCGAUGAUCGUCGGUUGCUUCAUUAUUUAUCGUUUCAAAGCGUGUGUUUUUCAUCAUCAAUCCCCUUUUGGCUAAAUCUCAUCUCAGAUCCACA
Molecule: messenger RNA, 149 nt
Organism: Lactuca saligna
Lineage: Eukaryota; Viridiplantae; Streptophyta; Magnoliopsida; Asterales; Asteraceae
Source: the annotation of a GenBank genome assembly